GCCGCCAGUCCAGCAGUAAGUCCAGCAGACACAGAGAAGGCUGGGUGAAUGACGGACGGGACAGGGAGAAGGUGGCUAAUGCUCUGUUACCUCAUUACCCAACCGAACCUGGAAAACAACAGCCAUUAACGGGUGAAGGAUUAUCUUCCUACGCACGCUGUCAUGGCGUUGCCAUCAGUGAUGAUGCUGCCUCUGCUGGUCGUCAUAGCGGCAGGCAUCUACUACAUCUACACCGAGGUCAUCCAGUUCAUGUCCCAAUCCGUGGUGCGCAACAAGGUGGUGGUGAUAACAGACGCUGUGUCGGGCGUGGGAAGCGAGCUCGCCCGUCUCUUCCACCAGGGUGGGGCCAGGCUGGUCCUGUGUGGCACCAGCUGGGACAAGAUGGAGUCUCUGUACGACUCCCUCACCAGCGGAGCGGACCCCAGAGUGAUGUUUACACCCAAGCUGGUGCUGCUGGACUUCAGCGACAUGGCCAGCAUGUCCGAGGUGGUGCUGGAGGUGGUGGAGUGUUACGGCUGCGUGGACGUGCUGGUGUGUAACAGCAGCAUGAAGCUGAAGGCUCCCGUCCAGAGCGUGUCCCUGGAGCUGGACAGAAACAUCAUGGACGUCAACUACUUCGGUCCCAGCGCGCUCACCAAAGGUAUUCUUCCCACCAUGAUCUCGAGGAGAGCCGGUCACAUUCUACUGGUCAACAGUAUCCAGGGGCGACUGGCGGUUCCAUUCAGAAGCUCCUAUGCUGCCUCCAAGCACGCGGCUCAGGCGUUCUUCGACUGCCUGAGGGCAGAGGUGGAGGAGUACGGGAUAGUCGUCAGCACCAUCAGCCACACCUUCAUCAACGCUACGGCCCCGCCCACCACAAUAAGCCCCGCCCCCAAACCUCUCAAGGGCCUGGCUGCAUUCAUUUCCAGUCAGCUGACCCAUGGCGUGAGCCCGUCAGCUCUGGCCAAUGAGAUUGUGCAAACGGUGAACAGGAAGAGGAAGGAGGUGGUGCUGGCACACCCCAUCCCCCGGGCGGCUCUCUACCUUCGCUCCUUCUUCCCCUCGCUCCUCUUCUCCGUGGUGGCAGCCGGAGUGAAGGACUCUGCACUGUCCGAGCAGAUGUAGUGGAGGGAGGGGGGGAGGGGGGAUGGAGGGGGGAGGAAGUGUGGGGCGGAUAAAAAGAGGGAGGACAGGAGAGAACUAACAGAGAGAGAGAGAGAGAGAGAGAGAGAGAGAGAGAGAGAGAGAGAGAGACAGAGAGAGAGAGAGAGAGAGAGAGAGAGAGAGAGAGAGAGAGAGAGAGAGAGAGAGAGAGAGAGAGAGAAGAGGAAUGCACAGAACAGACAGUGGUGAUAUAGGCUUGCUGAGUUCACUGCCUUACACCUCACAUAUAUUCAUGAACAUAUAAACACUUAAAUACCAACACAUGUCUCACAGACUAUUUAGUACGUUGUGUGGUUUUUGGAGGGAGCACUUAUUUGAUUGUAGUGUUGAUGUUACUUCACUCUUUCCAGACCCCUUCAGUUGCACUCAGAUUGAUAAACUUGUUGUGUGAUACAUUACACCAGUGGUUUUGUUUUGAUGAAAGAAAUUCAAAUGGAAACAACCUUUCAAUGUACUGUAAACUGUAUGUAGCUUGGUGUGGCACAUGCAUUUGUCCUCUAGAUGGCGGUACUGCUCUGUGUUUGCUGUUAGCUGUGUGGGCAGUACAACAUCUUCCUGCUUUGUUGACCUAUUUCACCAAGGCAAGCAUUUAUGUUGCCUGGAAACCCAAUGUGAACCAGAACGAUUAACCUGGUAUAUUUCUGUGCACUGAUGUAAAAGCAUGGUGUUGCAGUACCAGCAUGAGUUUACCAGUCUGAAGUGUGUAAAACAAUGUAAGGAAGAAUCCACACUAGGGAAUGGGAAGGUGAACUGUUUAUCAUGUCUAAUUACUUUAUUACCUUUAGCUGUGAGGGUAAUUACAUGGGAGCGACACACACAAGUGUUGAUAGACUGUUCAGACUCAAGGCUGUGGCUGUCUAUCAAAAGGUUCAUAAAUAAAGGUUAUAUGUUUUA
Molecule: messenger RNA, 2037 nt
Organism: Osmerus eperlanus (European smelt)
Lineage: Eukaryota; Metazoa; Chordata; Actinopteri; Osmeriformes; Osmeridae
Gene: dhrs7cb
Product: dehydrogenase/reductase (SDR family) member 7Cb
Exons: 7
Coding region: 163-1104 (313 amino acids)
Biological process (GO): intracellular calcium ion homeostasis
Molecular function (GO): oxidoreductase activity, acting on the CH-OH group of donors, NAD or NADP as acceptor
Source: RefSeq, a predicted model, not a curated record